Messenger RNA from Heterobasidion irregulare TC 32-1, 1593 nucleotides. RefSeq lists its product as uncharacterized. The coding region runs from base 1 to 1593 and encodes 530 amino acids. The record is from RefSeq and is a predicted model, not a curated record. Lineage: Eukaryota; Fungi; Basidiomycota; Agaricomycetes; Russulales; Bondarzewiaceae. The transcript has 8 exons.
AUGUUUGGUAAAAGUUGGCGUCUUUGGUACUUGUUGAGCGCUGUUCGGUAUCUCCCCAAAGCUUCCCGAAUACCUCCCUUGGACCCUAGCACAGUUGGUUGGCGGCUAGGAGUUGGAGCGAAAAAAUUUGCAUGGCAAUACUGCACGUGGAUCAGGGCACGUAGUGUGUGGAUGUGGGAAAGCGUCGGUAACAAGCAAUGGCGUGGAAAAACAACUAAGUCCUUCAUCGCCAUUCUCUUGCUGCUUCGCCUCCUUAUCCGAUCCUCUCUGCCUCCCAACAUGUCCUCUAUCAUUUCUGUCCUCAAAACCAAGCUUGGGGAGUAUAUGCUCACCCUUCCCGAUGGCACUGCCGAGUAUGAAGAUUAUGAGGCCUGGGCUGUUUUCGACCGUUCGGCAUGUGGGAAAGACGUGCCCGAACUCGCCGACUGGAUUGCCAAGGCUGAGAUUGGCCUCGAUCCGAUGGCUACUGACAACUGGCUGGUAUGGGGGGCGCAAAUCCUUCCACAGCGGGUGGUGCAUGUCGCAUUGCAGCAGCAGCAGGCGGCCGAGGAACAGGCCCUAGCUGCCGAAGCUGAGGUGGCUCGGGCUGCUGCGGCUUGGGAGUUGGCUGAAGUGGAUCGUGAACAGUGCUGGGAGGUACUGGUGGAUGCAAUGUUUGAUGGAUCGCUCGAUCCUGAAGAGGGUGAGCAUCAGUUGGCUGAGCUUGAGGCCGAGUCUGUCAUUCCUCUCCCUCUCUUCCUUCCUUCUCCUUCCCCUUCUGCCACCGUGUCCUCCUCCCAUCCUGACCCAUCCGCCGACUCGUCCCAGCCUGACCUGUCCACUGCCAAUUCUACGCUCAUGUCUGCAACUGAUGCUCUGGAUCAAAUGAGCAUGGGUUUGUCGGCCACAGCUGUUGUCGUCAAGUUCGCUCGUCAACCAACGCCACCUCUUGGGCACGUUGUCCUUCCUCUCGGCCCUGGAACGGGCCGAAUGUCAACUGCUAGGUCCCCUGUAGAGCGGAAUGGUGCUGGGAAGCUGCUCAAAGACCCUCCCAAAUUAUUACUGGGUGACGUCUUGUGUGCCAGGGAGUCGAAGGGGUGUAGCUUUCAGCCUGGGUGGACGCCGAUGGAUAAGGGGAAGGGGAAGGGGAAAUCAAAGGAAAAGGGGAAGUCGGCGCCAAAGUUGGAGGAGAGGGGACGCCCCUUGAAGCGUUGUAAGGUAGAGGUGGUUGUUCCUGUACGGUCGAUUGGUGAUAGCAUCGCUCAAACGAAAGCUGCUCAUACCAGAAAGCUGGUCCAGUGGCUUCCUACCACUGCUAGGGCCACCCCCGCUCCUACCCGCCCUUCAUGCGCUCGUUCGGCUGCCUUCCCCGUUCCCACCAACUCUUCUCGCCUCCCACCCAUUGUCGCCCAAGGCAUUGCAUCUGAGCUUCGGUACCGUAUUGCGGUGGCUGAGGGUACACAUGCUUCGUUGGCGCGCUCGGUCAAGAUGUGGCAGGCUGAACUUGAGUCGCUUGAGGUGCAGGCGGGUCCAUCCCCAUCCUCCAACGUUGUCUUGGUCGAGGACUUGUCGGCGGCAGACGAUUUGGGAAUGUCUGUGUCAGAUGAUGCGUAG